Polypterus senegalus (gray bichir) is the source of this 1889-nucleotide messenger RNA. RefSeq names its product 5-hydroxytryptamine receptor. Gene Ontology annotation, cellular component: membrane. The coding region runs from base 211 to 1761 and encodes 516 amino acids. The transcript has 3 exons. The record is from RefSeq and is a predicted model, not a curated record. Gene Ontology annotation, molecular function: G protein-coupled receptor activity. Gene Ontology annotation, biological process: G protein-coupled receptor signaling pathway. Lineage: Eukaryota; Metazoa; Chordata; Cladistia; Polypteriformes; Polypteridae.
AGCGCCAAAGAGAUAGUUUAGAAGGCGCUUUCUGCCAGGGAAGGAGACGGCUCUCAGGAUUACAAAUCUUUGUCUGGCCGAGGUGUGCUUAAUUAUAGAGGAUGCUAAAGAGUAAACUUUGUGUUUGGCACGGAGCGGAACCGUUACUCAAAAGGCUCACAGCACAGCCUUCUGAAUUGGCUUGUAAGAAAUUACAGAACUACACCUAACAUGGACAACGCGUCAGUGUCUCUCUUCCGAAAUACAUUUGGCAACCAGAGCAUCAGUAACUUAAGCGGUACCAGUGAUGACCACUCUGGUGCCCUUAAUAUUUCCACUGGCAAACUCGUUCUGGAAAUCCUUAUGAUCCUCAUGGGACUGGGCGCUGUGGCAGGUAACAUUUUGGUAAUCAUAAUUGUUGCAGCCACAAAGAAUUUCCACUCUGUGACCUCCGUAUUAAUUAUUAACCUGGCUGUGAGUGACUGCCUUGUGGGAAUUGGGGUGAUGCCCUUUGUUGCAAUGACGGUGAUGUACGAUGGAUGGGUCCAGUACACUAACCUGUGUCUUUAUGUUGGAUACACAUCUUCUUUAUACUGCACAGCCUCCGUUUUGACCCUUGCAGCAAUUGCAUUGGAUCGCUACCAUGCUAUCAUAGACUGCUUACAUUACAGCUCCCAAAGCACUGUAUGGAGAACAGCAGCAGCUGUCAUAUGGAUAUGGCUUCAAGCUGCAAUAACUAGUUUUCCACCUUUACUCGGAUGGAGUAACGUGAGGUAUAUUCCACAAAUGUACAGCUGCUCGGUGGAAUGGUCUAACAGCCCAAGCUACACGGGGUUUAUGGCAGCCUUUUCCUUUUUGUUUCCUGCUUGUGUGAUGAUGUUCUGUUACAUAAAAAUAGUAAGAGUUGCCAGAAGUCACGCCAGAAGGAUACAUGAUAUGGAAAAUCACCUACAAAAAAUUGAACCACAUACAUCUGAAAUGGAGAACCCUAGUUUCUCUCAGCUGAUUUACUAUGUUAACUUAAAGCUGUUACCAGAAUACUAUCUGGAUGAUGCCUCUAGCAUUUCAGAUCAGUCCUGCCAUCUGCAUACUUUGAGUCCAGCGAAGAAGCACUCUUUUUCCAGACACAAUGCCCACAGCCGGGAGCAUCAUGGAGUAUUUCGACUCUUCCUUGUGAUAUCUGCCUUUUUUUGUUGCUGGAUGCCUUACAUUACUGUAGCACUUGUACAAGCAAUAGAAGCUGCCACAGCUCGGAAACCCACACAAAUCCCACCAAAUAUCAUCACUUUUGUAUAUUGGCUUGCUCUGUUCAACUCAGUCAUAAAUCCUCUUCUGUAUGCAUUACUUAGCAAACGUUUCCGGAAAGCACUCAGAAAUCUUCAUGAAAAGCUAUUAGCUAGGGUGACUGGUCAUGCAGGAGAGCAUGUGGGAUCUGAUCUGCCCAUUUCCAUGCCCACCAGGCAACGAACAGGUUCAAGCAUUACCACUGUUUCUCGGGACAGGUGCGGCAGCACCUCAGUAUUUUCUAUCGACUCUUUUACACCAUCUGGUGGCAGAGAACAUUUUCAUGACUACUUGCCAGGAAAUAUAACUAACCCAUCUUAUCCGUCUACACCAGAAAGAGGAAACUCUAAAGAACUGAGUGGUUACCCUGGACAGCUUUUGGAAGUACCUAAAAUAUCAAUGGAAAAUGAUAGACUUAUUGUUAAAGCAUCUGCAUGUGAAUCACAGUCAACUUUUGUAUUUGGGCCAAUAACAAUUAAAGUGGAAGAGGAGUCAUGAAUUAAGAAUUAACCAAACUAAUAAUCAUGGAGCACAGAGCAUUACUCAGCUUCACGUGGUAUUAAAGUGUAAAUAGAGAACUGCGGCGGCACGGUGGGUAGCAGUGCUACCUCACAGUUAGGAGACCC